This is a messenger RNA of Orussus abietinus, 4860 nucleotides long. It is a transcript of the gene Grip128, whose product is annotated as gamma-tubulin complex component 5. Gene Ontology annotation, biological process: cytoplasmic microtubule organization; mitotic cell cycle; spindle assembly. The transcript has 17 exons. Gene Ontology annotation, molecular function: microtubule minus-end binding; gamma-tubulin binding. The record is from RefSeq and is a predicted model, not a curated record. Lineage: Eukaryota; Metazoa; Arthropoda; Insecta; Hymenoptera; Orussidae. Bases 237 to 4706 code for a protein of 1489 amino acids. Gene Ontology annotation, cellular component: spindle pole; centrosome; gamma-tubulin complex.
GUCAGCACUAGUGAAUUAUGAAAAAACCGACUUGAACGCAUUAGGGAUGCGUAAAUGUUUACGUAAAGUGUGGAAUCGUAGAUGCUUGUGAUUUAAAUUGUUUAAGGUGCUCUUACGUAUUUUGCAUCAGUUAAAUUACUUCACAUUGUCAUACUACCAAAGAUCACAGCUGAUGUCUAAUUCAAGAUUUUAUUUGUCAUUUAUAUCUAGUCAAUUAAUGUAAAUUAAGGUAAAUUAUGGGAACUACGAUAUUGCAAGAUAUAUACAAUGAUACCAAACUUUUAAUUACAACAGUAACAGGUUUUGAGGAUGGCGAAGAAGGGUUUCGCAUUUGCGAGCGUUUUGCCCUAUCUAAUUUCAAGCACCAUCGAUUCUUGUCAAUUAACAGUCAUUCGGUUAAAAAUUAUAUUGAUGAAAUGGUAAAAAAGUUUUCAAUUCAUGGAAAAUACGAAGUGGCUAAAAAGUUUCAAGAUCUUGUGAAUUCGUUUUUAACAAGUUUUGACUUUGAGCAUCAUCCCCAAAGCGAUCUUCAGUGGGCUCUUUUAUCAUUAGUGAUAAAUUUAGCUAAUGAAACCAGCAAAGCAGAUUUAGCUUCCUUAAAGCUUUCUACGAAUGAACAUAGUUUUGAUGCUACCGUUACUAUAGAAGAAGACGAGUCGACAACUUUUGACUGGGGACAAUAUUUGAAGGAAGGUCAAGAAGACUUUGUGUGCAAUUAUAAAAGUGAAACCGAAAGUGAGUGGUCAGAUGAUGAAACCAUACAAUUUUCGGAAGUAGCUAAAUCGGUGUCAAUUCCACCUAAAAAAAAUGUAGUAAGCUGUGUUCCAACAAAAGUUGUACAGGCUGAGAUUGACGAAACAUCUAAAGUCUUGGUCAAACAGGCCGAAUAUAGAAAGUGGUUACUAAAGAAUGUACAGAAUACAUGGUGGAAUGAAUUGGAAUACCGUCAUUAUCCAACAAAUAGUCCAUUUCCUGAUGCAAAGUUUUGUUAUUUGUGGAAUAAUAUUGUAUCGAAAGGUUUACAUUUUAUUAGCACGCUGAGCGAGUAUCACAUAAUCAGAGAAUUACUGUGGAUGUUUCAUGUACAAAAACCAAUGGUUGUAUUUCAAGAGAAAAAUGAGGCCGAUUUUUUUAUUAGGCCCAAUUUAUCAAUAUCAAGUUUAAGCGCUGUUACUUUCAAUAGUAUUUUGCUUCCAUUCUGUGAAUAUUUCAUAAUGUUGCAUAAAAUGGAACAAUUUGGAGAAAAUUUAUACAUCGAUCAUAACUUACAACAAAUACAUCGGAGUGCACCACUAACUUAUGAAGCAUACAAUGCAGCAUUAUCGGAGCAUUUAUUUAAAUUAAAGAGUGUAGUUAUUGAUUUAGAAAAGAGUGUCAUGAUUCAAGAUGACUGCAAUACCAUGCUAUCUUUAAGUAAAGACUUAAAGAAACAUCUGAAACACAUCAAGAUGCUUUACGAGAUUCAUCGAUCGGUAAUAACUGAUUUUCAAAAUUCAGCAAACUGGAAAUGUGCAUCCAAUCUCUUAUCGGGUUUAUAUCGUGAAAUGGAAAAUUCUAGUAGCCGAGAAAAAAGUAAUAUAUGUGCUAGCUUAUACUUGAGAAGUAUCAAAGUAUACCUAAACAUAAUUGACACCUGGCUAAGUGAAGGCCGUCUGGAGGAUUGGAGAGAUGAAUUCGUAAUCGCCAGAAUUUCCGAGUCGAUGAAAGAAGACGAAGGACUUUAUGAUUCGUUUGUUCUACGACCACUGGAUCCAAUAUGUUUAUCGGAUCCCAUUAUGCAAUUACUACUUUACAAAGUAAGUCACAUGGGUCGCAGCAUAGAAUUACUCGUCAGUUUAGAUCGUACCUCCGAUAUGUGGAGCAUAUCCGCAGCUGAUGUACCGCGGCCUCCAAUGAGUAGUGAAUUUCUUAAAGAGGUAUUAGCAGAAUUUACCAGAUAUAAUGCUGACAUAGUGAUAGAUGAAACGGAUACAUCGGCACCAGAGAUAGAAACAUGUUCGAAGCCAAAAUUUGAUUUAGAUGUGGACAUGCAUGUUACAUCUCAAAUUUUAAAGCUAAACAAUCCUUUUCUGAUGAAGGCUUAUGAAAAAUGUUUGCCAUGCACUUUAUUUAAUAAAGAUGAGGUUGAUACAAAGCCGUCAGGACAUACUUUGAUAACAGGGCAGGAUGAUACCGUGUAUAAGAGACUCCAAAGUAUGUCCUCAUCAAUUUUACCGUUCAGAAAAGUCCUGGAAAGCACCCUAAUAAAAAUUCUGGAUUCACGAUAUCAAGGUGUUAGUAAAUUGGUUAAAAAUAUAUUGAUAAAGGAAUAUAAAUUGGAGGAGCAGUUAAAAUUAAUGAGAUGUAUUUACAUGAUGGAAACUGGACAUAUUAUGCACAGGUUUUAUCAAUUGGUGUUCUCCGAGAUUGAAAACAGUCCCAUUUGGAAUAACUCAUUUUAUUUAACAAAUAUCUUGGAAGAAGUAUUAUCUCAUGAAUGGCCGGAUUUGAGCUCCCGGUGGUCUAUCACUGUUCAGAAUGUUCGAACACAUAGAGUAUUAAACGCAGUAGACAAGAUAACUCUACAUUAUGCUGCAGGGUGGCCUAUGAACAUGGUGCUAAACAAGGAUGCAUUGAACAAGUAUAACGUGAUAUUUAGAUUUCAAUUAAAAUUGAAAUGGGCUCUUUGGACACUUAACAAUCUUAAAUUUUCCGAUAUAGAAGAAUCUAAAUCAACGUUUAUUUCUAAUAAAAUUCAACAUUUUUAUACGAGAAGACUUGAAAACUUAAGGUUCUGGUUACUGCAUGCUAUAGGCUCCAUACAUGCUUACUUGUGUGGACAAGUUCUACAAAGUUUAGGUUUUUUGUUUGAAAAGGCAUUGAAGCAGUGCGAAAAUCUCGACGAUAUAAUAACAGUUCACAAUGAAUAUUUAGAAAAGGUGCACGAGCAUUGUUUACAGACCACAGAUUUCGAAGACCUAAUGGCCACUAUCAAUAAUUUACUGGCAAUGUGCAUUCACGUGAGGGAUAAAUGGAAACGUGGGUCAGCAGCGCUUACGGCGAAGGAUUUGGACAUAUUAGAGGCAAACUAUACCAAUUAUCACACAUAUCUGGCCCUUGCCUUGCAUAACGCAGUACAGCAUAAGGACGCGGACUAUUAUCUGCUUUUAAUUGCAGUAUAUAACUCUGCGGAUGAUAGUCUGGAAAUAAUCGAUGAUCAUAUAACAGAUUUAAGUCGGAACAUGCUAACAGAAGUCGCUCAUCAAAGUUUACCACCAUCAGGCAUUCCAGUACCGUUCCCUAAAUGUAACAUUUAUUGGAAUGCAACAAGCCUUAAUUCAGAAAUUCGAUUACCAGAAUUAUCUGUUUUAAGUCCGUAUGAAAAAACGUUCUCAUAUCUUCGAUGGUACUACUGCGAUGAACGAACAGCAGCGAAGCACAUGUCAGCUUGUAUCUUAUACGAAGAGUUGGGUAAUUUAAUUAAAAGUAUCGAGCACGAUCAAUUCAGUGAUGAUACAUCAAGUGGUGACGCAUUAUAUGCAGCAGCAAUGAUUUCUAUAAAUACUGUAUAUAAUAGCCUUCCUCGGCAAGACAAUGAAAUGAUAAUGGAUUGGCACGAUAAAGAGACUAGCGAAGCAGAAGGAGAUUGUUUGGAACAAUUUAUUAGUACAGAUAAUGAAGAAAAAUCUGAAGGAGAACGAUCAGUGAAUUCAAGUCCAAGAAAAAGUGUCACAAAAGUGAAUCGACAAGUCACAAGUGAUUUCAGAAAAUUAACGAAGAACAAUAUUAAUGAAAUAGAGGCAUUAAAAAGAUAUGACGACGCUGCUCAAGAGAAUAGGGUGAUUCAUAAAGCUGUAAAAGAAAAAGGCGUGAAGCCGCAAGAAAUAUUAAAAUACAAUCAAGUUAAUGACAUGACAACUACAAAUCAGUUGUCUGAUUUGAUCGCUUCGAGUACCUCGGAGAGUCCCAGUAAAUCUAAUGUUAAAUUAUCUGUUAGUCAAAUAUGGAAUAUGAUUGUAACUAAAGGUAGACCUGUGUCAAAUUAUGUACCUACAGAAAGUGAGAACUCUAUUCCUUCAACUGGCUCUAUAAUUGAUCAUAGCAUGGAAUGUGAAAAUAUUGUUCAUGAGCUUGGUGCUGAUAUUAGUACUUGUAAAGGUGAACUCGAUCUUAACGUUCUCUAUCGAAGGAGUGAUACAGAUAUUACAAAGUCUACAGAAUGCGAAAGUAUUAAAGACGAUACUGAAAUAGUUGCAAACAAUUAUUUACUUAACUCCGAAAUACAGAAUACUUAUUGUAAAAAUACACACAUCUAUAGAAACAGUCCCGUCUAUCAAAGAGCAACUCAGAGCGAGAGUAGAAAAACGUUGAAUGAAUCAGUCCAACAUUUAUCAAUGGAACCAGACAGUUUAAACGCCUCAGAAAUUUCGGUAAAAUCAGUAAGAAAUAAUGACAAAAACAGCCCGAGCCUUCAAAGCGCUAAUAAUAAAUCUGGAAAUAACACCGAUAGUAGUAAACAAUUAUUUACAGACUUUAUUGAAUACACUGAACCACUUGGUGAUAAUCAGGUUGACAAAAAAGUUGACGGUGUAAAGGGAUUUUUCAAAAAAAGUUCCAAGGUUUCAGAUUCCUUUAAUCGUAAAAAAGGAAGACGCACACAGGAACCGAAUUACGCCUCCUUUUCAGGACAAAUCGAAGAACAACGAAAGACGUGUAUUUUAUCAUGAAGAGUGCAUAAGUAAUGUCUCAUUUAUUAUUCUUAAUACGCAGUAGUUUGAAUUGAUUCUAUAAACUGUUUUAAACUAUGCUUACUGUAAUACGAUGAAAACGAUUAUUUUUAUGUGAAUUUAUUGACCAAAGUCUUAUGAAUUUUAAGUCUUC